Molecule: messenger RNA, 5228 nt
Organism: Cuscuta europaea
Lineage: Eukaryota; Viridiplantae; Streptophyta; Magnoliopsida; Solanales; Convolvulaceae
Source: the annotation of a GenBank genome assembly
UAAGGAGGUAGGACUUCCUAAUUCCUAUCGAUACAUCAGAUGUCAUACGAUUGUGGAUGAAGAGAAAAAUGGGAGAAAGGAGAAACGAGAAAACGAAGAGGACAAAAGCAGAAUUGCCAUCCAUUAAACCCAAGGCCAAUCUUCAGGUCACUCGUCUCAAAGGAAACGAGCUCUUUACUGUGCAAAAUUACUUGACUUCCGCUGAAACGAGAGCAUUCAUUGAAGCAGCAGAGUCGAUUGGGUUUGUUCACCAAGGGAGCCUUGGCCCAAGAAAUGGUGAAGCCUAUAGAGAUAAUGAUCGUAUCUCUGUGAAUGAUCCCAAUCUUGCUGAUGCAUUAUGGGAAUCAGGACUUAACAAGCUCUUUUCUGACAUUAAGAUUCGUGGCAAAGUUGCUGUGAGAUUAAACCCAAACAUUAGGUUUUACAGGUAUAAGAUGGGCCAACGUUUUGGACGGCAUAUUGAUGAAAGCGUUGAUCUUGGUGAAGGUCAAGUUACACACUAUACGUUGUUAGUAUAUCUAAGUGGGGGAGGUUUCAAUUCCAAAACUAAGGUUGAUAGGAAUGCUCUAGAUUCUCUGACAGAGCCCCUUGUUGGAGGAGAAACUGUAUUUUAUGGUCCCAGAAAUUCUUUGGUGGCUGAGGUUCCUCCUUCUGAAGGAAUGGCUCUCUUUCACAUUCAUGGGGAGAAAUGUAUGCUGCAUGAAGCACGGAAUGUCACUAAGGGUGUGAAAUAUGUUCUGCGGUCGGAUGUCGUAUUUGCUUGAUCUUAUGUAAGCAUUCUCUAGUUUAUCUUUCUACUUUGUAUUCCAAUUUCUGUCUUGGAUAUUCCGCCCAAAUUAUUUUUCCAUGAAGUACUGUUUUUUAUGGUUUUGAGACUUCAUUUAAAAAUAUCAUGAUGAAGUGUGUGUCUAAAAUUUCUCUCACCCAAACAUAUUUGCAGGUAGUCAUGGGCUCAUGGCUGAAGUAGAACUUCUUUCUUGAAAACUCAAUGAGCAAUUUUUUAUGAACAUGUUUGCAAAUUAGUAAAUUGGAUAGCAGAUAGUGAAGACACACUCAUAUAGCUUUAUAUGUUCAAAGGGUGGUUUAGGCUUUCAGACCUCAGGAUUCUAUUAUUAAAAUAUUAGGAGAUUUCCCAAUAUUAGGAGUAAAUGAAGUUUGAAAUUCCAAAAUAUGACUACUUUGUUUUUAUUCCCGAAAUGGGACUAACAUGACAGUAUUUACUGUCAUCUUGUAGCCAUGACUGCCAAAUAAUUGCAGUACAGUGCAUUUAACAUGACAAUAUUCAUUAUAAUUAAUGACAGCAUUUUUCAAUGAUGGCAGUAUUUUUCAUACAUGACAGUUUUAACUCCUAUUUCGGGAAGAAAAACAUACUAGUCCUAUUUUUGGAAUUCCAAGUGUCAUUUGCUCCUAUUUUGGGUAAUUUCCCUAAAAUAUUUAGUUCAAGGUGUAGCAAUUUGGGCUUUUACCUGUGUUGCAAUUUGUUGGGCAUCAAUAAUUAAAUAGGCUUUAGAAGAGAAAGAUUGAAGGGAGAAAGUUAUUGUUGCAGAUUUUAUAUUUUAAAAUCUGCACAAAACGGUUCAACCCGGACAAUCGGACCGGACCAGACCAGAAAAACUUGAAUCAAACCCACCCGAAUGAUAUCUGGUCCGGUUUCCGGUUUUUAAAUAUUGUAAAUCCGGUUUCCAGUCCAAUUCCGGUUAAAAACAGGAUUCUUCCGGUUUGAAUCGGAUUAAACCGGUUUUGCUAUUUUUUAAUAUAUUAGUUAAUAGUCAUAAUACUACGUAUAAAAUAGUUAUAGAAAAAAAACAGUAAUAAAAUAUAAAUUGUAAUCUUUUCAAUAUGUAGUGUAUACUGGCUUAAUGUUUUUUUUUUCUUUUUUUUUGAGAAAAAUAAAUUCAGAUAGCAUUAAUAUAAUCAUUGUCUAAUACAUGAAAAAUAAAAUAAGGAGGAUCCGUCAACCAACACUGACAAAUAGACAUAGAACACGCAGCCUUAGUAAGAGCAUGAGCCACGUUGUUCGCUCAUCGUCUCACAUGGGAAAAUGGUAUACUUGUGAAAGAUGUCCAAGUCUCGAAUAUCUUCAGCUAUCAACCCCGCCGACGAGCAACCUAACCCUUUCAAAAUUUCUGAAAUCGCCCUAGAUGCAUUAGACUCCACGUCAACAGAAUCCGAUCUAUGUUCUUUUAACCAGUUAAAUGCCUCUCUUAUUCCAACAAGCUCCGCUUCAAAUGGGGAAAGAUCCCCCUCCAAGGUAAGGCCUCCACUCAUGAAGCCUAGGUGCCCUUUCGGGUUUUUGUCUCAGCAACACACAUUUUUCUUGUUAUUCUUACAAACUCACUCUGAUUUUUGCUUUCAUUUUUGCUUAAGUUGUCAUUUUGCGUUUUCAACCUAACAAGCUUUUUUUUUGUGUUUUUAAAAUUAAAACCAAGAAUAAAGAGCAUGAAUGUGAGCAUACAUGCUCUCAUAGCUCUCGCGGCGUAGAGUACAAUAAUUUAGGGAACCAGGUUGAUCUGUUAUGCGACAUGUAUCUAAAAUUAUUGCCAAAACGAGUGAGCGUACGGUCCCUUAAUCGUUACUAAUCUCCUAGAGAACGAUUAAGUGUGUGUGAAGGUGUUCUAGAAUAAAUUAGAUCUCUCUUAAUUUAUUCUAUAAGCAAUUAUAAACCUAGCUGCAAUUCUAGGUCACAAAAGAUAUUAAUUAAAUCAUUCAAACACAAAUUCAAUAACACUCAUGCAGUUAUUCCAACAUGAAUUUAGCCAUACAUCAUGAUUCACCCCCUCAUCAAUCCAAAAUUCCUAAUUAAAACUGCUCACAAUUUAUAAUUGAAUUAACAAUAGAAUUGAGAUGAACAGAACUAAUUGUCAUCAAUUAAAAAGUAGGAACUUACAAAUAUACCUAGUGUCUUGAAGAAUAAAGCGUAAAAACAAUGAAAUUUCGUCCCUGGUUAAAGUUAAUGACAAAAUUAAUCACAAAAUCCUCCAGGUUAUGGUAGCAUACACUAAUAAACUAGCUACCGAUCAGAAGAACUUGUGGAGGUAGUGAAUGAUAAAUAGUCCCUUUCUUCGAGAGAUUGGAAUAAUCUGACAAUGACUCAAUGUAUUCAAGAAUUUCGGGGCUAUUCUUAUGAUCAAGGAGUUCAGCAAGACACUAACUAGGAAUUAUCAUCUAAACAUAUGCAAGGAGCAGUUAUGGUGUACAACUAAGCUAAACCAGCGCCACACAUUGGUGCUUUGACGUAUACUUGAAGUAUGCGAAGGACUAAUGCUAAAUUUGCAAAAGCCUCCGAGUUCAAUUUUUCUUAGUUUAGCUUUCCUUGUCAUGUUGGCAUGAGAACGCCAUUUCUUUCGAAAGAUCCUCGAGUCUCAUAUUAUUGUGUAAAACACUUACGCUUUUUGACCGGGUCUCCCAUUCUGUUUUUCGCAAGGUAAGAAGUCUAGCUAUUUCAAUUAAUGUUUUCAUUUUUUCCAGAUUUUUACUAGACAUUACCUCAUUCUAAUCUCGGUCUCACUAUGGAAAAUUAGCAAUUAAAGUUCAUUUGAACAAGGGUGAAUCCAUGCCUACAAUGCAAUCCUUUAAAAUAUCAAAUUCCUAAAAAGUGACUGCUCUUACCCCACUUGGGGCAUAGGAACCGUGCCAAAAUUGGUUCCUACCAAAACUCCCUAAACUUAACAAAUUCCUAAACACCAAGACUUUAUCAGAAUCAUUCACGGGAAAGAAACAGGUCAUUUGGCGAUGGAGCUCAAUUAAUGAGUCAAGAAUAAAACGGUCAGGCUCAAAGUGGCUUAUUCUAAAGGACUUAUUCAGGUGGGAUGGGAAAAAAAUAUGAAUUUAAUAACGAGCAACUAAUGUCUUCAUCCUGUCAACAACUAGAUUAAAAUUGCAAGCAAUUUAAGCCUAGAAACCUCAAGGAAAAUUCAAAAGCAAAGUAAAGACUCUAGCCAGCUCACAAAGACACAGUUUAAAGAAAAAUUUUGCAAAAAAUUUGACAUGUCUUUCCUAUGAAUAUACAACUAUCACCUGCGCAUGCUAACAAAAUUAAUCUCGUGAAAAAGGUUCAAAUAGGCCCUCGAACUUAUAUAAAAAGGUCAAAUAAGUCCUUAUAUAGGAGGUUUUGUCCAGCCGUCGCCAUUUGGGAUAGUUUCUGGUGAAAUUUUUUGAUAAGUUUUUUGAGCAUCUUAUUCAUUAAGUCUAGUUUACUCAUACCAAAUUCCAGCUAAAACUUCAAUCGUUAAGGCAUUCAAAUGAAUUCUUGAAGAUAACUGCGCAGUUAAAAGCGCAGUUAUCUUCAAUAAUUCAUUUGAAUGCUUUUCGGAUUGAAUUGUUAGCUGAAAUUUGGUAUGCGUAAAUUAGACUUAAUGAAUAAGAUGCUCAAAAAAUUUCAUCAAAAAAAUCCAUCAGGAAUUGCCCCAAAUGGCGACGACCGGACAGAGCCUCCUAUAUAAGGGCUUAUUUGAUCUUUUUAUAUAAGUUCGAGGGCCUAUUUGAUCCUUUUUUUCUAAAUCUCAUGUAUCAAUUACUGCCCAAAUGCCCAAUUCACUCCCUCACACUUAAACUUUGGCAUCACCCUCGAUGGCCAAACAUGCACUAUGCACAAGGGGGAAAAGUGGAAGGGUCACACAUGCUCAACUCCACUCAAGUCAACAUGUUCAAACAUGUGAAAGGAAAAAAAUCAUGGAAACUUCCCUAGGGCUGUUGGUCGGUGCGGAACUAAACUGAGUCAUUGUUAACCGUGGCGGAUCAUCACAAUCAACAAUUUGAGCUGCAAAACAGAGUAUACACAAACAAACAAAAUCCAGAGUGAAAGUAUAUAGUAUAGUCAUCCAACAAAAUGAAAAGAGAUACAGUGGCUAACGAAGGACAACUAAUCUUGCUAAUCUACAGCUCUGAUGGAGGUGGGGGCUGGUGCCCAGCAAGGAAUGCACUCCAGCUAGACUCAAGAGAGGAAACACGCUCAUCUAGCUGGGUGAAGUACGUCUGCUGGUCCUCUCUCAUUUGUCUCUGAAACUCCAGCUGGUCAUGCCUCAUCUGGUCGUAGUGGUCCUGCUGCUAUUGCCACGCACGCUGCUCCUGCUGCCACACUUGCUGCUCCUUAGAUAAUCUGUGCUAAAUAUCCUGCUGGUGCCUUUGAAUGCCCUCCCAAGAGUGUGGGUAAGUAUAUCCAUAGGAAGGAGGAACAUAAGAGGUUCCGGGACCAGCGUCGUGGUCCAUGUGAUGCUCGUCGUCAUCGU